UCUUCGAAUUCACGAUCUUAAAGUCAUAUGAUUCACAGCAAAUAUAGCAACAAAUAUCUCAAUUGGUAUUUUCCAAAGCCACGAAACGUGCAUUGAGUUUGGAGCGAUAUGUGAAGUGAAGAUUGAAGACGUGAUAGAAGAUGGACGACUACUGCUAUGCUAAGAUGGCGACGUCCGCUAAAAGAGAACAUGAAAGAGAAUCAACUUCCAGCAAAUCACCAACGGAGAUAAAGACGAAAGAUGAAGACGUCCAGCAGCUGAUCGGUAAUCCAGAAGAAGUUUCCCCUCAGUUAGGGGGGAGCUCCACUUUGAAGCAGGAGACUCCACAACCACCCUGCAUUAAAAAGGAAGAGGAGGAACUCUGCAUCACUCAGGAGGGAGAGUGUCUUCUAGGACGAGAGGAAGCUGAUUACACCAAGUUUCCACUGAGUAAUCUCUCUGUGAAGACUGAAGAUGAUGAAGAGAAACCACAAGUAGACAACCUCUUAGCUCCACUAUCAGAUAGUGAGGCUGAAGACGAGGUUGAAGAACCUUUGAGCAGAGAUAAAGACUGUGAAGGUGAUAUGAGGACUCACACUGACAACAAACACUCUGAAUGCUCUACAAAGAAGAGAAGUAAAAUAUGUUUGAGCUGCUCAAUUUGUGCUGAAAGUUUUAUUUUAAAGAGCCAAUUAAAUCAACACAUGAAAACACACACAGGUGAAAAACCAUUUAAUUGUUCAGUUUGUGGCAAAGGCUUUUCUAAAAAUGUCCACUUGACUCAACACAUGAGAACACACACAGGAGAAACAAGAUUGAAGUGUUCAGUUUGUGGCAAAAGCUUUUAUAAAAAUUGCCAUUUGACUCAACACAUGAGAACACACACAGGUGAAAAACCAUUUAAGUGUUCAGUUUGUGACAAAAGCUUUUCUCAAAAUCAACAUGUGACUAAACACAUGAGAACACACACAGGUGAAAAACCAUUUAACUGUUCAAUAUGUGGUGAAAACUUUUCUAUUAAGAAACGUUUAACUGAACACAUGAGAACACACACAGGUGAAAAACCAUUUAGUUGUUCAGUGUGCUGUAAAAGGUUCACACAUAAUACAGACGCAGUAAAACACACAAGAACACACAAGGGAAAAUAACCAGUUAGUUGUUUAGUUUGUGGUAUGUUGCUCAUAUGUGGUGACAUCCACCCUACCCAGGACCUCCUCACUGCUUCUUUCACAAAUAUCUGAGGUAUUCAUACAAACUUGGAUUAUUUGGAGCAUAAGCUUAUCCACUCAUGACCCCAUGUCUUCUCUGUAUGUGACACCUUCCUGAACAGUAAGAUAGAUGAUGCUUCAAGUGCUUGGUUACUCCUUCUUCAGUCCAGGGACCUGGGGCCUCAUGUGUCAAGUGUGUGCACGCUCAAAAACCUGCACUACACCCUUUUUCACUGCAAAGUUGACAUGUAUCAAAGCUGACAUAAUUAAAAUGCAGCAUGAGACACUGCACACUGAUAUAGUUCUGUGAAAAUGAUUGUCUUCUGUGCAAAUGUAAAGAAAGUGAACAGUGUGUGAUUUACUGCAAUACUGUCAGUCUUUGAACUUUUUAUUGGUGCUUUGUUGAAAUUGUUCACACAUUGCACAGCUUUUAUUUUUCU
Molecule: messenger RNA, 1627 nt
Organism: Nerophis lumbriciformis (worm pipefish)
Lineage: Eukaryota; Metazoa; Chordata; Actinopteri; Syngnathiformes; Syngnathidae
Source: RefSeq, a predicted model, not a curated record